AUGUACUACAGCGGAGCUGACAGGAAUAUCUACAAAGCCGCAGGACCGACUCAUCCCAAUCUCAACCUCACGUCGGAGGAGAAGCGGGUGUUCUACCAGCUCUUCCAGGCGGCAGAUACCACCAACCUCGGUGUCGUCACCGGUGAGGUUGCCGUGCCGUUCUUCGAGAAGACCAAGCUCCCUCCGGAUACACUCGGAUUGAUCUGGCAACUCGCGGACAAAGAGAACAGAGGCCUCCUGACGCCGUCGGGUUUCAGCGUCGUGCUGAGAUUGAUUGGACAUGCGCAAGCUGGUCGCGUACCGACGGAGGAAUUGGCACUGCAGCCCGGUCCGUUGCCCAAGUUCGAAGGCCUGAAUGUCACCGUUCCCCCUCCGCGCACUGCCGACGGAGCCGUCAGUCCCCCGCCCUCUGCUGGCGGACCUGCACGGGUCCCGCCAUUGAAUCCGGAUGAUGUGAACAAGUUCUACUCUUUGUUCGAGAAGUCUGAUGUCCAGGGGGGUAUUCUUUCAGGUGAGGCUGCAAAGCAGAUCUUUGAGCGCGCUCGACUACCAAAUGAGGUCUUGGGUCGGAUAUGGAAUUUGGCGGAUACGAGACAGCGCGGAGCUCUGGAUGCGACUGAGUUCAUAGUUGCUAUGCACCUGUUGACUUCCUACAAGACCGGUGCCAUGAGAGCCAUCCCCCCUACUCUACCCCCCGCACUGUUCGAGGCUGCUGCUCGCAGAGGGGUCCGGACAUCUACAGGCUCACGGCAAGGCUCAGACAUCCCCCCAGUCCCUGCCAUCCCUAAGCAGUUCACCGGCCCCCAGCGGACCCAGAGCCCCAUCAACAGACAGCUCUACGCAUCUCCUCUUUCAGCGCAGUCUACCGGUAACGACUGGUUGAUCACGCCUCAAGAAAAGGCACACUAUGACAACAUCUUCACAACAGUCGAUACCGCAAAGGCGGGCGCGAUCAGCGGCGACCAGGCCGUCGCUUUCUUCACUAACGCACAGCUGCCGGAGGAAGUUCUGGCUCAAAUAUGGGACCUGGCGGAUAUCGACUCUGACGGGCAGCUCACCCCAGAUGAAUUCGCCGUCGCCAUGCAUCUGGUCCGCGGGCAGCGGGCUAGAAAGGAGCCUCUUCCUCAAGUACUCCCUCCUGCGUUGAUACCUCCAAGCAUGCGUCGUCAAUUCGCGAGGCCGGUACCAGCGCCGGCUCCUGUACCUGCGCCAGCACCAGCACCAGUUCCAAGAUCUGCCGCCGAUGACCUAUUCGGACUGGAUUCUAUCGCUGCGCCGCCGCCGCCGGCCGCUCCAUCCCAGAUUCCUCAAAUGACGGGAGGAUCAAACACGGCAUUCCAGGUUCCCGGAUCCCCCGCGCGAGCUUCUUCUCCGCAGGGUGCAUCUUCUACCUUUAGGCCCUUCGUCCCGACGUCGUCUUUUGGCCAGAGUCUGAACCCGCAGCUGACCGGUGCAUCUCCUGUAAGCCCUCCACGGCCUAUCAAAUCACCACCGCCGCCUUCGGAUGAUCUGCUGGGUGACAAUGACCCGGAGGAGAGCAACAAGCUCACUCAGGAGACGACCGAACUUGCUAACCUGUCCAACCAAAUCGGCUCCUUGUCCAGGGAGAUGCAGAACGUGCAGGGAAAGCGUGCAGCCAGCGAGCAGGAACUCACACAGAAUUCUCAGCAGAAGCGUGACUUUGAAGCGCGACUGGCACAGGCCAGAGCGAUGUACGAGAAGGAGGUCAAGGACUUCAAGGCCCUCGAGGAGCGGCUGAAUACCUCUCGAGCUGAAACCAAGCGGCUACAGCAAGAAUACGCCUUGAUCGAAGGCAGCCGACAAGACCUCCAGAACCAGUACAACCAGGUCUCCGCCGCACUGGCCGCUGAUCAGAGUGAGAAUGCGAGCCUGAAAGAGAAGAUCAAGGCGGCGAACGCUGCUGUUAGCCAACUCAAGCCGGCGCUGGAGAAGGCUCGUUCUGAAGCCCGACAGCAGAAGGGCCUCGUGGCCAUCAACAAGAAGCAGUUGGCGACGGUGGAGGGCGAAAGGGACAAGAUCCAGGCUGAGAUCGAUGCCAUAGGGAGGGAUAGGCAAGAACCAGAAGACAGCGCCGCCAUCGGUGCCGUGACCGGCACACCGCGCGUCGCCAGCCCGGCUGUUUCGACUACCAGCCAAGGCACAAACCCUUUUUUCAAGAGACAGAUGACCGGUUCGUCCGAAACGACUCCUCCAGUAGCUACUGACCGGCAGACUGCAUUUGACAAUCUGUUCGGUCCAUCCUUUGCGGCCCCGACGACUUCUUCUCCGCCGCCUCCAACAGCUUUCCGGGCAGCAUCCCCUUCUGCAGUCCAGGGAGCCAGAAGUCUGUCCAAGUCACCGACCACAUCUGGAGUGCCCACCCCUUCUGUCUCCCCUCCUCCACCGGGCGUGGCCGGCGAAGCCCCAGCCCUGUCCCAGUCGAGGCAAAUGACCCCGUCCUUUCUGCCCCUUGGGAGAGAUGACCUCCAGGCACAGUCAGUGACGUCCUCAACCAGAGUCUCUCCGCCUGCCAGCAGGUUUGGAGCUGAGGCGUCGGAGGCAUCGACAGUGGGAAGUGCUGCUGCACCAUCAGAGCCGCAGCCCGAGGAAAAGAUAGAGUCCCCUUUUGAUGAGCCGCAGGAUAAAGAGCUGAAGCCAUCACCAUUCCCUGAGAUGCCGGGAAACUUCCCUUCUUCUGACGCCGCUAAACAAGAGGGCGAAGCCAAGAAGGACCCAAGUUUCGACGAGUUGUUUGGAAGUAUGGCGCGGGAGAGAUCGCAGUCCCAGAAGGCGAACGACUUUGAUGAAGCUUUUGCGUCCAUGAAGCCUCAGCAUACCGGCCAGACAAACGGAGGUGCUGCUCCUCCUGUGGUCGCGGAGAGCGAGUUCCCCCCGAUUAAAGAACUCGACAAUGACGACGAUGAUGAUAGCACCGACAGCGAGGCUCCAAUGGGGUUCGAUGAUAACUUCACGCCUUCCUCCCCGCCAGAGACCAAGGAUGGCUCUAAGAACGAAAGGGUAGACGCUUCACAGCUACACGCAUUCCCAGCGCCUGGCACAAGCACCGCCUCAAUCUCACCUCCGCCUGCGGACUCUCAAAAGUCGCCUCCCGAUUACAACCAGACCGAACAGUCCCAGGAUGACUUCCCUCGCGAGUUCAAUGGUCUCUUGCCGAAGCGUGGGGAUCCCACGCAGCCACCGGAUGCUCCUCAUUCUGUAGAAUCGUCAAGCGGUGCGCCGAUCGUUUCUGGCCAGGCACAGAAGGAUGCCGCGGGGGGUACUGCUGCCGCUGACCAGAAGCCUGCUGGCAAGCCUGAUUUUGAGGCUGCCUUUGCUGGUCUUGAUCUGGCUCCGGCCAAGGAGACGGAUGACGACGAUGACGAUGAUGACGAGUUUGAGACACCGAACGCGAACAAGAACCCGACCGACUUCGACAUGUCGUUUGACUCUCCCAAGGCGGCAUUCCCCGCUCACAAUGCGGGCUCGUCAGACUUUUUCAGCUUUGAUACCGCAGGCCCUUCUGCUGAUGCAUCCAAGUCUCCGGCGUCAGGCAAUGGCUCCGCAACGAAUCAUGACUGGGAUGCCCUCUUUGCGCCCCUUGGAGCACCAAAGGAAGGUGAGAGCAACGGAAAUGCGCAGGAGUCGACGCAGUCUUCGAACUCUAAGCGUCAGCCGGGAUGGGCUCUGGAAGCUGACACGGGCGAAGACGACUUAAUCUUGCAGCGGCUGACGGGCAUGGGUUACCCACGAGAGGAAUCCCUUGCUGCAUUGGAGAAGUUUGACUAUAACAUUGAUAAGGCCGCCGAUUACCUGACGUCCAAGUCUUGA
This is a messenger RNA of Paecilomyces variotii, 3828 nucleotides long. RefSeq names its product synaptic vesicle protein EHS-1. Lineage: Eukaryota; Fungi; Ascomycota; Eurotiomycetes; Eurotiales; Thermoascaceae. The coding region runs from base 1 to 3828 and encodes 1275 amino acids. Gene Ontology annotation, cellular component: cytoplasm; plasma membrane. The record is from RefSeq and is a predicted model, not a curated record. Gene Ontology annotation, molecular function: protein binding; calcium ion binding. Gene Ontology annotation, biological process: endocytosis; endosomal transport. The transcript has 5 exons.